AUGUUCAUGAACGAGUGGCUCAUUCGACGAAAGAAAGGCAACGGACCGAUUGAAGCUGAAAUGCACUUGCUGACAAAAGACCUUACAAAGAAUAUAUAUCACCCUGCCGGUGAACAAACGCUAUGCAGAAGGAUAUUUGUUAUGCCAUUGGCGACCAAGAUGAAGAUAUCGACCAAGGAUAUAUCUCUGCGGGGAAGAUCAUCCAAUACUUCGGAUGGCUAUGAAGAAGGAUGGGGAGGUAUAUCUGCACCAUGGUCCAAUGAAAAAUCAGCUGGAGCACCAUCCGCAGCAUGGCAGUCAUCGCUCUGGGCCCAAGAAUCCGAUAGACCGAUUAGAAAUUUCUCAAUCCCAGAAAUAAGAGUUUCCAUCUCGUGUCUUGACCUCUUCGGUACCAUUUACGACGCACAGCAACCUUGGAAAGAUUUGAGUUGA
This is a messenger RNA of Botrytis deweyae, 432 nucleotides long. RefSeq lists its product as uncharacterized. The coding region runs from base 1 to 432 and encodes 143 amino acids. NCBI's taxonomy places the organism in Eukaryota, Fungi, Ascomycota, Leotiomycetes, Helotiales, Sclerotiniaceae. The record is from RefSeq and is a predicted model, not a curated record. The transcript is spliced from 2 exons.